Molecule: messenger RNA, 976 nt
Organism: Fukomys damarensis (Damara mole-rat)
Lineage: Eukaryota; Metazoa; Chordata; Mammalia; Rodentia; Bathyergidae
Gene: Ostc
Product: oligosaccharyltransferase complex non-catalytic subunit
Exons: 4
Coding region: 344-673 (109 amino acids)
Cellular component (GO): oligosaccharyltransferase complex
Source: RefSeq, a predicted model, not a curated record
UGCCUUCCUUCCUGUGCUGGGGAUAGAACCCAGGGCCUUGACACUGAACUGCAUCCCCAGGCCUUUUGAGAGUUUUUUGCCCCCCUUAAAUGCACAGCUGGGCCUCACAUGUGCAGUCCUCCUGCCUCAGCCUGCCACAUUGCUGAGAUUACAGGCGUGCAGCAUCAUGCCUGGUGAGCAGGGACUCCUGCUGUCACUGAAUGGAUGACAGGCACUUGGUUUGUAGAUUCCCUGGAAAGAAGAUAAAGGAGUUCGUGUGUGAUUAUUCCUUCGGGCAGGGUGACGGAGACACAGGCCUGCUAUGCUUAAGAAGAGCUGGAGGAAGGGUUAGGGAUUUAGCUCCAUGGCACCACACCUGCCUGGAAUAAUUUACGACGUCAUCGUGGAGCCGCCGAGCGUGGGCUCCGUGACCGACGAGCACGGGCACCAGCGGCCGGUAGCCUUCUUGGCGUACAGAGUGAACGGACAGUACAUCAUGGAGGGCCUGGCCUCCAGCUUCCUGUUCACCAUGGGCGGCCUGGGCUUCAUCAUCCUGGACCGAUCCAACGCGCCGAACAUCCCAAAGCUUAACAGAUUCCUCCUUCUGUUCAUCGGCUUUGUCUGUGUCCUGCUGAGUUUCUUCAUGGCCAGAGUAUUCAUGAGGAUGAAGCUGCCGGGCUACCUGAUGGGCUAGUGUGCCUUGGAGAAGUCACCGCAUUGGCUCCCGUCGCUGAAGUGUUAAAGGCCGUACCAGUCCUGGGCUGUGAAAUGUGGGAAAAAAGGAAGAACAGCAAUAAAAAAAUACCCAGUGGAAACAUGGGAGGCAUUGGAAGCUCGGACUGGAGUUUUUGAUAUCAGAAACAAGUUUAUCACAUUUUUUUUUCCAGCUGCCCUAGUCUGAUGUGUGCUAAGUGCCGUUUUCUCCUUCAUUUUUCAUUUGUUAAAAAACAUACUCCACGUCUCAAACUGUCUCAUGAAUAAAGUGGUUUUUUUUUUA